AUGGACCUGUACGACUUGUCGGACCACUUAAUGGACGGUGCUUUCGGAAGCGUUUACUCGGCGAUCAGAAGAGCCGACGGACUGCCGGUCGCCGUAAAGAUAGUGAGAAACUCCUCGGCGUCCUACCUGACGAACGAAUCGGGCGAAUUGAUAUUGGCGGAGGCGCACUUCCUACGUGUGGUCUCGGGGAUCGAGGGUUGCAUCGGAUUCGUGGACGUUCACCAGGUCGAAGAUUGUCAUUUACUCGUGAUGGAACGGCCACUUCGGAGCUCCGACCUAUUUCAAGUUCUGGAGAAAGUCGGCAGUAUCCCGAAGUAG
This is a messenger RNA of Anneissia japonica, 318 nucleotides long. RefSeq names its product serine/threonine-protein kinase pim-3-like. The transcript has a single exon. The record is from RefSeq and is a predicted model, not a curated record. NCBI's taxonomy places the organism in Eukaryota, Metazoa, Echinodermata, Crinoidea, Comatulida, Comatulidae. Gene Ontology annotation, molecular function: protein serine/threonine kinase activity; ATP binding. Bases 1 to 318 code for a protein of 105 amino acids. Gene Ontology annotation, cellular component: cytoplasm. Gene Ontology annotation, biological process: protein autophosphorylation.